Molecule: messenger RNA, 294 nt
Organism: Hymenoscyphus albidus
Lineage: Eukaryota; Fungi; Ascomycota; Leotiomycetes; Helotiales; Helotiaceae
Source: the annotation of a GenBank genome assembly
AUGGCUUCAUAUUUAGCUGGGUUAAUAGAGGGUGAUGGUCAUAUAGCUGUACAUGAUAAAAAUUCUAAAUCUAAAGUCUAUCGUCCUAAAAUCAUUAUUGUUUUCAACAUUCAUGAUAAACCUCUUGCAGAUAAAUUAUCUACUCUUUUGAAAGUUGGUAAGGUAAUUAAAAAAUCUGGUGGUCAUGUUAUACUACAAAUAUUAGCUAAAGACGAGGUAUUAAAAAUCUUUAAUCUAAUUAAUGGUCGUAUGCGUACACCUAAAAUAGAAGCUUUACAUAGAGGUAUAGCCUGA